AUGGCGAUCCGAUCCUGUGCAUUACUUUUCAAAUUCCAGCAGCUUGGACGACAACCACGACGUUGGUUUAAAUCUACCCAAACGAUGGCGAUGGCCUACAUACAUAUCGCCGUUACCGUGGUAAUUUUUGUGGAAUGUACCAUCAUUCGCACUAUUCAACGCGUCUUCGGAGCACUUGCUAACUGGGAUCCGCAGUUACCGUUAUACGCCACUUUCAUAACCGCAACCAGGGCCUAA
Messenger RNA from Guyanagaster necrorhizus, 237 nucleotides. RefSeq lists its product as uncharacterized. The record is from RefSeq and is a predicted model, not a curated record. The transcript is spliced from 3 exons. NCBI's taxonomy places the organism in Eukaryota, Fungi, Basidiomycota, Agaricomycetes, Agaricales, Physalacriaceae. The coding region runs from base 1 to 237 and encodes 78 amino acids.